CCUGGACCUUCCAUCUUUCACGCAUUCAUGUUCCUCUUCCGCCCUGCAUGCGCUGUCAAACUGAAAAAAAAUCCCACCUGUCUAACGUCCUUAUCGCCGGAUGACAAAAGUGUGCUAGUUGUACGGUCUGCUCAUAGUUCGUGGUUUACAGAGGCUCACUCAUCAUGGCAUUAAGGAGUGUGAGUCGUCUGCUUGUAAACAGCCAGAGGUGUGUCCUCUUCACAGCUUCCAGAUCACAGAAGACUGCUGCGGCUUCUCCAAGGGAUGCAGAGAAGUCUGGUGAAAAGAAGCAAGUGAAAACACCGAAAGUGCAGUUUAACUGGCGUGAUGCUUUGGAGCUGGAGGGUCUCCUGACGGAGGAGGAGGUCAUGAUUCGAGACUCCUUUCACACCUACUGCCAGGAGAAACUCAUGCCGCGAAUCCUGCUGGCCAACAGAAAUGAAGUUUUUCAUCGUGAGAUUGUGUCUGAGAUGGGGGAGCUUGGGGUUUUGGGCCCAACUAUUAAAGGUUACGGCUGUGCUGGCACAAGUUACGUGGCGUACGGUCUCAUCGCUCGCGAGGUGGAGCGAGUGGACAGCGGCUAUCGCUCGGUGAUGAGUGUGCAGUCCUCGCUGGUCAUGCACCCCAUCAAUGCUUACGGCACCGAGGAACAGAAGCAGAAAUACCUGCCCAGACUGGCACGAGGAGAGAUUCUUGGUUGUUUUGGACUGACGGAGCCAAACCAUGGCAGUGACCCGGGCGGCAUGGAGACCAGGGCCAAGUACAACCCAUCUAGUCGCACCUUCACCCUCACUGGCUCCAAGACCUGGAUUACGAACUCACCCGAGGCUGAUAUCUGUGUGGUUUGGGCCAAAUGCGAGGACGGGAAGGUGCGUGGUUUCAUCCUGGAGCGUGGCAUGAAGGGUCUGUCCACCCCCAAGAUCGAGGGCAAGUUUUCUCUACGGGCAUCAGCCACCGGGAUGAUCAUCAUGGACGAGGUGGAAGUGCCAGAGGAAAACCUGCUGCCCAAAGUUUCAGGACUGGCGGGUCCAUUCGGGUGUCUGAACAACGCUCGCUAUGGCAUCGCUUGGGGAGCUCUGGGAGCCGCAGAGUUUUGUUUCCACACCGCACGUCAGUACACACUGGACAGAAUCCAGUUUGGAGUUCCUCUAGCCAGAAACCAGCUGAUCCAGAAGAAGAUGGCAGACAUGUUGACCGAGAUCACCAUCGGCCUGCAGUCGUGUCUGCAGCUGGGCCGACUGAUAGAUGACAAAAAAGCGGCUCCAGAGAUGAUAUCUAUGCUGAAGAGGAACUCUUGCGGUAAAGCCCUCGAUAUCGCUAGACAGGCCCGAGAUAUGCUGGGAGGAAAUGGCAUCGCAGACGAGUAUCACGUCAUUCGUCACGUCCUGAACCUCGAAGCCGUCAACACUUACGAAGGUACCCAUGACAUCCAUGCCCUGAUCCUGGGCAGAGCCAUCACUGGACUGCAGUCCUUCACCGUGGACAAAUGAGCUGCUGUCUCCCUACUCUACACAUCAUUUACACAGACUUCUGCUGCCUUUUAACCCAUUCAGUUCAGAACGCUUGUAGAGUUUGCAUCAUUUACCAUUACAACUUACUUGAAAUCUUUAAUGAAUACGAUAUUCUCUAAAUGUAAUGGAAACAAACAGCAGUAUUUCAGGUAAUGUAUGUGAUUUUUUUUUUUUCAUGUAUGUACGUCAUGUAGCCUUUGUCAGAGAUCUAUUUUUCUAUGUUCUAACUAGAUCACACUUUGAAAUAAGGUUUGACUGCAGGUUUUUGAAGUAGAUUUGUAAAGAAAUGCACCAAGGAUCACAGAGAUGAAAAAGUGCAUGUUUUUGUUUGUACAUUGAUGUAUUAUAGAAAAUUCUCAGUGUUAGGCUGUUUUGAACAAAUUAUAUUUAAUACAGGUAAAUAAAAUGUGAAAAAUGA
This is a messenger RNA of Ctenopharyngodon idella (grass carp), 1929 nucleotides long. RefSeq names its product glutaryl-CoA dehydrogenase b (gene gcdhb). The transcript has 12 exons. Gene Ontology annotation, molecular function: flavin adenine dinucleotide binding; fatty-acyl-CoA binding; glutaryl-CoA dehydrogenase activity. The coding region runs from base 165 to 1490 and encodes 441 amino acids. Gene Ontology annotation, cellular component: mitochondrial inner membrane. Gene Ontology annotation, biological process: fatty acid beta-oxidation using acyl-CoA dehydrogenase; fatty-acyl-CoA biosynthetic process. NCBI's taxonomy places the organism in Eukaryota, Metazoa, Chordata, Actinopteri, Cypriniformes, Xenocyprididae. The record is from RefSeq and is a predicted model, not a curated record.